AUGAGGCCAUCAACAAACGCCCUUUGGGCUACCGUCGCAUUGGUAGUGUCAGGCAUACCCACAGUCGCACCCCAGAGUUUAGAAGAAGUACUCAGCAAACAAGCAAACCUGACAACGUUCCGUGAACUGGUCAAGGACCACGCAGACAUCUUCUCGAAGUUGCCCAAAUCCGGCGUUACGAUCCUCGCCCCCAGUGACUCAGCAUACCUCAAAGGCCAAGGCUGGGACACAGACAAGGACGCCAUCGCCAUCGCCCUGCAAUACGGCAUCAUCGACACCAAAGUCGGCUUCAACGCCUUCUCCCCAGGCCACUCGAGCAUCCUCUCCACCCUCCUCACCGACACGCGCUUCUCCAACGUGACGGGCGGCCAAACCGUCCUCGUCACAAAACAGCCCAACGACGAUGUGGUCAUCACAUCGGGCGUCGCAUCCCGAACAACAGUCCUCGAGACUGACGUCCCCUUUGAUGGCGGUUUCGUGCAGAUCAUCGACAGCCUCAUGGUCACGCCCGCGCGCCUCGAGACGACCGCCCGCGACGCCUACCAGGACCUGACGGCAUUUCUCGGCGCGCUGUACACCGCAGACCUCGUAGCCGACUUCGCCGAGACGCCGAACGUUACUAUUUUCGCGCCGAGAAACGCUGCCUUUCAGCAGGUUGCCGGCACACUUUCGGGUAUGAGUAAGGAGGCGCUGCGCCGCGUAUUGCAGUACCACUUGGUACCCUCGCGGGUGGCGCAAGCUUCCUCAUUGACGAACGGGACCAAGUUUGCGACUGCUGCUAGCGGGAACAAGAGCUUGGAUAUCACGUUAUUCAGCAACGACAUCUUUGUCAACUCGGCGCGGCUCAUCCAGACGAACAUCCUGAUUGCCAACGGCGUGGUGCAGAUGAUUGACGCGGUACUCAACGUAGACGCGCCCAACGUUGCCCCGAAUGUGACGGCCGUUUCACAGUCGCCCGUGUUCACGGUCACGGGGACGGUAGAGACGGGGACUACAGCGCCGACGCCGUUUGUUUCAGCUCUGCCUUGCACGACCAGCUGUCCGGUAUCCGGCGGCGGAAACGGUAACGGGGCCGGGAGGACGGCGACGGGCGGGGUAGCACCUCCCAGCUCUAGCACGGGAGGCGUCGCCGCGGCGCGGUGCACUGGUCCAGGUCUAGUAGGCGUUGCUGCUGCGGGGGCUGGAUUGAGUUUGGCCAUGGGAAUACUGGGAAUGGAGGCCUUGGGUGUCAUCGUCUGA
Colletotrichum phormii is the source of this 1239-nucleotide messenger RNA. RefSeq names its product fasciclin domain-containing protein. Gene Ontology annotation, cellular component: fungal-type vacuole membrane. The coding region runs from base 1 to 1239 and encodes 412 amino acids. NCBI's taxonomy places the organism in Eukaryota, Fungi, Ascomycota, Sordariomycetes, Glomerellales, Glomerellaceae. The record is from RefSeq and is a predicted model, not a curated record. The transcript is spliced from 3 exons. Gene Ontology annotation, biological process: macroautophagy.